AUCAUACAUUCCAAAGUACAAUUUGCAUAAUGACGAUAUUGUAGAGCCUUGCGAUAACGAUUGUGUCUGCAAAUAAACGUUUUGUGUGUGAAAAAUAAACAGAAUCUAGCGCCAAUUUGUUAAAUAGAAAUAUAUCACCACAUUUCAAGAAUAAAAGCCAUUGCAUAGUUGCGCCAGCCUCACGCUAGAAAAGCCAAACAACGACAACCGAAGACGACGACGACAUCGCGACGGGGAGGCCGCGUUUCAAAAAUACAGCAUUUUAUUUGAAAGAGAAACUAACAAUAUGGGUGAAGUGAAGUCCGUGAAAGUUGACAACUGGGGCGUCUUCUUUCUGCAGAAGCUCCAGAAUUUCUUCAAUAAAACGGACUAUUGCGAUUUAACGCUACAGUUUCGGGACAAUUCACAACUGAAGGUCCAUCGCCUGGUCUUAAGCGCUUGCACCGAUUAUUUCAAUGUACUGGAGCAGACUUGCGAAAUAAUUGACGACGCACUCAUAAUGCCGGCAGAAUUUCAAGCGGAUGUUGUGGUGCCGAUUGUCAAUUUUAUGUACACGGGCACACUAGAGUUUGAGCUUAAAAUGUAUGGCAAACUGUUGCGCACCGCCAAAGAGAUGAACAUGACCGUAUUGCUGAAGCUGCUAGAGGCCCAUCGUCGCACCAUGGAGAAUGUGAAUCGCCAGCAAAGGCCACCCAGUCCGAAGGGUAUACGACGUCGCCCUAUGGUACCCAGCGGCAAUGCCAUGGCGGCACAGCAGCGUGUGUCCACACCACAAAAUCGUAUUGGUGCCAUACCAGGCAACAGCAACACAGUGCGUACGAAUGCGCAACAGACACGUGGCGUGAAUACACCCACAAUUCUGCGCACCGGCGGCAUUAGCAAUCGCGCACAGUAUAUGGAGUCAGCGUCGACGACCACGUUUGUCAAACAGGAGCCCACCUCGCCAUUUGAGCAGCUCCGCAAGGGUUACAACAAUAACAAGAGACCGGCACAGACCAGCCUGUUAUCGCCACCGUCAAAGAAACCAAGUUUGGAGGAGGUCAAGGAGUUUGCAGAACAGCAGCGCAUGCGCAAACAAAUUGCCGCCGAAUAUGGUGACCAUGGCGAUCCCGAAUAUGACAACAUGAUGCUGUACGAUGACGUGCACACCGGAGACGAUGACGAUGAUGAUAUGCCGCCACAGCCAUCGACAUCGAAACAACAACAGCAAACCCAGCAACAGGUUCAACAAUCCGGCACACAGACACAAAUGGAACAUGGCACAACAACCAUCAUACUCAAGCAAGAUUCCCCGAGCCAAACACCCACGAUUAUUGUCAAGGAUUCGUCCAACACAAAGCUGAAUCAUACUAAAAUCAUAGCCGAAGUGUUGCGUCAAUAUCCACACAUUGUGAAGGGACACAAGAAUAUCAAAUUGAAAAUAAUGCCCAACAGUCCGGUCGAUAAAGCAGCGAACGCUGUCAAACGUGCCUCACCGGCACCAGCCGCAGCAGCAACAGGUUCUCCAACCAGCGCUACUUCGCCACACAAGAAGCUCCAUGUUUCAUUCAAGCCAGAUAAACCCAUGAUAACCACACAGCAGCAAAAGUCCGCACAGAAAGUGACAACGGCUCAGCCGCCAUCGGCCGAGGCAACACAGGCAGCAGCAGCGUCCUCUACGACGGCAACUGCGGCAGCGGCCGCGCAAAAGCGACGCAUUGAUAGCAAGACAAUGCACGCGCUAAUUGCACUCGGCGCUGAGAACACCACAGGACCUUGGCUGUGUCUGCGUUGCGGCGUUAAUGGUCGGCCAAUUAGCAUUCCAUCAUAUCGUGGUUUCCGUCGCCAUUUGAUCAACACCCACAAGGAGACAAUUGAUCCGGCGCUAUGCGAGCAUUGUGGUUGGCGUUCCGGCAACAAUCGGGAGCUGCAUUUCCACAUGUAUACAGAGCAUCAAAUCAAAUCGCUGCUCUACAACUUUGCGGAAUGCGCCAUGUGCAACCAAACGUACUUGACAAAGAGCGAGCUGGAGCAGCACAUAAACGAGGCGCACACGGAUGAGAACAAGCAGCAGUGCAUUUAUUGUAACAAGGUGUUUGCGCAGGAGCUGCAGCUGUACAGACAUAUGAAGAGCUAUCACAAGGCACAGGCGCUUGAGGAUGGCAUCAUUGAUGAAACCGAUGAGGAAUAUCUCGGUUCACAGGACGAAGACGAACAAUUGGACGAUGAGGACCAGGAAGAGGAGGAGGAGGAGGAGGCAGAAGAGGAGCCAAUACAGGAGGAAAAGGUACGCAUUUUAUCCGACAUCAGCUUGCCGGCGAACAGUGCCAUGGUACAGCAACAGUCCCGAGAUGAGCAAGAGGAGGCCGAAACAGAAGCAGAUGCCGAUGCGGAGCAGCUGCUGCAGUCGCAGACUCAGGAGCAGGAAGUCAAAUUUGUCGGCGCCGAUGGCAAUGAGGUGGAGCUCACCGAGGAACAACGCAAGGAGAUAUUGUCACAGUUGAAUCAGCAACAAGCUGGCGCACCCAGCGGCGGUGUUGUCAUGGUGCUCAGUGAGCCCGAUGUCGAUGAUAAGCAGGAAGGCGAUGCCAAAUCCUCAGCGGGUACCGAAGAGGAGGAAUACGAUGACAGUCAAAUUUAUAGCGAACUGGGCGCCACCGGUUCUGUAGAGAGCAGCAGCAAAAAGAGCGAAGCGGCUGAUGAGAGCAAGGAGUCCAUGGAUAAUCUUGAAUGGGCCGAGAAUUUAAUAUCAAAGCACGAUCUGGAAACAGAGCAGAACAGCAAAGAACCAAAGGCGGAAAAGCGUCGCGAUGACAUUAGCGAGAAGCUUAAAGAGCUGACGGGUGAUUGGACCGAGGAUGAGAACGAGGAUGAGGAUGAUAUGGAUGACAAGCCCGCGACCACAGAACUAGCAGCAAUUGUACAGUCAGAACCUGUAACUGAGAAACAAACAGCAGCAGACGCUGUAGCAGAAGCUACCGAAGAGCAACCUGAGCCGGAAGAUGAUAUUGACUUGGCGCUAGAGAGCUUGCAUAAGGACGGUGACGAAACAGAGGCCGCUACUAAAGAUGCAGCAGCCGCCACCUCCAACACGGCCGAAAUAAUUCAAGCUGAGCCGGAAGCAGCUGUAAAAAUGGAUGUUGAUGGUUUGCAAACGAUGUCUAUUAAAGAUGAAUUCGUUGUGGUUAAAAAAGAAGAUGAUCCUGAGGAGGAAUUCAUCAAGGAGGAUGCGCCAACAUCACUCGAAACUGAAACAGUCGAAAACAUCAACAAUGAGAUCGCGGCAGAAAGCAUUGCUGAAGCUGGGCCUGCCACUGGAAUUGAUGAUGUCAAUUUAGAAACGGAAAAUAUUCGCAAAGUAUUGAUCGAUGAAUUAAUUGCUGAAGCGGAUGCGCCUGAUGCCGAUACGGUGGCUAGCGAACAGCCAGAAGAUGUAAAAGAGGUGCCGCCAACUCAGCUACCAGAGGUAGAUGAAUCAGAGGCGUUGCAACUUGACGCGACUAAAGCUGUUGUGGCUGCAGAGGAAUCAUCAGCAAAUAAUAACGAGGAAAAAGCAGAAGGCUCGCCGACGACGACGACAGCGGCAUCCGAUGCAACCGAGGAGAAACCAAGCACCAGCGAUGCAGUUGACGUUGAUGGAAAGCCACAGGCGCUAACAGGAACGCAGGAGAAAUUAAAGAGUCUCAUGAAUGAAUGGGUCGACGAUGAUGAUGACAAUGAUGAUGAGAAUGGGGUUAGUGCUGAGGCGAAGGAGCAACUCUAAUUACUAGAUUUAUUUAUGUUUUAAGUUUGUUUUCGAUUGCCAGUGCUACAGUAUGACAGUUGAAUGUUAAAUCAGCAUGGGAAUUGUAGCUUAUGCAUGAUUAUAUAUAUAAAUAUAUGUAUAACCAAUGAAUAGCUAUGGCAAAUCGAUUUUCGGUUUCGAUUGUAAAUUAAAAACUGUUUCAUUGACAUUUAGUUUGGAACUUGCACCGGAUUCACGCAACUUAUAUUAAUACAUAUAAAAAAUAAAUAUAGUAUAUUAUACAUAUGUGACGCAUAUAGAAACCCAA
This is a messenger RNA of Drosophila montana, 4031 nucleotides long. It is a transcript of the gene Cp190, whose product is annotated as centrosome-associated zinc finger protein CP190. Gene Ontology annotation, biological process: regulation of transcription by RNA polymerase II. Bases 287 to 3742 code for a protein of 1151 amino acids. The record is from RefSeq and is a predicted model, not a curated record. The transcript is spliced from 5 exons. Gene Ontology annotation, cellular component: nucleus. Gene Ontology annotation, molecular function: DNA-binding transcription factor activity, RNA polymerase II-specific; protein binding. NCBI's taxonomy places the organism in Eukaryota, Metazoa, Arthropoda, Insecta, Diptera, Drosophilidae.